GUAAUAUGGGGGUGCAUGAUAUCAUAUCCACUGUCGAAGUAACAAAGUAACAAACUCUAGUGUCAGACUUUAAGCUAGAUUCUGUCGCAUGUUUAAUAAAUCAUUACAUUUUUUUCUACCAUAAACUUAAAACAAUUUUAUAAUUUGUUUUUUUUUUUUAUUGUUUUUUGUUUUCUUUGGUACUCAAGUUGGUCCUCAAGUUAUUGUUUUCAGAAUGGACUGUGAGAGAUGUUGCACUUCCCAUUACCACUCAUGAACAGACUCAUUCAAACCGAGGCUUUGUUGCACCCUAUGUCUUUUUACAGAUUUCAUUGUUUAUUUUGCACCAUAAUUAUUAUAUAUAUAUAACCACAUGUUACAUUGACAGGACUGUGGGCAGUUGUGAACAAUGCUGGUAUUUUGGGUGGAAUUGGGUCGAUUAAACUUCACACAAGACAGGACUACGAAAACACUCUUGCUGUAAAUCUAUACGGCGUUAUCAUGGUAACAAAAGCAUGUAUGCCAUUAGUUCUGAAGGAAAAAGGGCGUUUCGUUAAUACAGCAAGUGUUUUGGGAAGAAUCGCAUUCUUAAACUCGUCAUACGCCAUUUCCAAAUACGGCGUAGAGGCAUUUUCUGAUGUCCUUAGACGAGAGCUUUAUAGAACAGGUGUAAAGGUACAGAUUAUCGAGCCUGGUGCUUUCACAACGUCAAUUUGGGGAACUGCGAGACGGUUGGCUGAACAGAAGGCAGCGGGCUUGAAUUUACCAGCCGAAGUCAGGUCGCAACUUCCUGAUGAUGCCUUAGCCCAACUCACAAGACCAUUUGAAAUGAUAGAGGAAACAGGAUCAACAAAACUUCAUCUUGUUGUAGAUGCCUAUUGCCAUGCCAUCACAGCUAAAUUCCCGAAAAAGAGAUACCAGGUCGGAAAUGAUGCAAAGUACUUUUACUGGUUGUUGUGGAAUCUUCCGGAAUGUAUAAGCGAUUUCUAUAUAGAUUGGCUUGGGGCUAACUCGAUUUAGAGUCUCAUUACAUCUAUAAAUAUACAGAUGGACAUCAUAUGUUUUUGUUGUUGGUCUUCUUCUGUUAUUCUGUUUAAUUUAAUCAGCAUAUGUAUUCGUUUACUCUAUUUACGUAUCAAGUAUAUAUGAUAACUUUUGAUCAAACUCGAAUAGGUUAACAUCGUAAGUAGUAACGGGCUGGUCGAAAGAAGGAGGGGGACUCCAUGACCGAGUUGUUAAGCUCACUGACGUCAUUCAUUUGCCACUCUCCUAUGUGGGUUCGAGCAUCACUCUUGGGCGUUGAAUUCUUCCA
Messenger RNA from Mercenaria mercenaria, 1291 nucleotides. Its product is annotated as 17-beta-hydroxysteroid dehydrogenase type 6-like. The transcript is spliced from 4 exons. Gene Ontology annotation, molecular function: oxidoreductase activity. The coding region runs from base 481 to 999 and encodes 172 amino acids. Lineage: Eukaryota; Metazoa; Mollusca; Bivalvia; Venerida; Veneridae. The record is from RefSeq and is a predicted model, not a curated record.